AUGGAGCGCGGCCCGGCCGCGCCGCCUGCGGAGUGCGCCGCCCCAGCCAGCCUGGAGGGCGCGGGGGCCGCGCCGCUGGAGCGGCAAGGCGAGGCACUGGUCGGCCUGGACGAGGUGCGGCGGGCGCUGCGCGAGGAGUUGCUGGCCGCGCUCGGCCAGAUCCGCCUGCUCGUGCGCGAGCAGGCGAGACGCGGACGGGGAGGCGCCGGCGGUGAUCCCGCGGCCGUCCCCGAGGGGGCCGCCGCGGGCGCGGGCGCGCCGGGCGCUGCCGGGGCGGCCGCCGGAGCGGAGCCGCCAGCGCUGCAGGCCGCGCUGCGGGAGGUGAUCGCCGCUGGGCUCGUGGGCGUCCGGCAGGCCGUCGCGGAGGAGCUGGGCGCCGAGGACUGCGCGGACGCGGAGCCGCGCUGCCCCCAGGGCCACCCGCUGCGGGCGGCCCGGGCGCCCAACGACACCUACGUCUGCGACAGGUGCAAGGCUGCGGUGCCGAAGGGCACGGUGCUGUGGGGCUGCCGCCGCUGCAACUACGACGAGUGCCUGGCAUGUUGCGGGCGGGAGUCGGACUUCCCGCCUGCGGACAAGGCGUCCGAGGCCGGCGGCGACACCGAGAGCCGCAGCUCCUCGAGCGGCGACUCUUGGGGCGACGCCGACGACGACGAGCUGCCGGCCGAGUCGAAGCGGAAGCUCAUCAUCUGCGUCCGCGGCGACAUCGGGAUGAGCAUCGGCAAGACGGCCGCGCAGGUGGGCCAUGCGGUGCACAGCGCCGUGCGCCACUCGGCUUGGAGGGACCUGCAGGCCUGGGAGGCCUGCGGCUCCAAGAAGGUGACGCUCAGAGUCGACUCACAGGAGCAGCUCUUGGAGAUCAGGCGCGCGGCCCGCGGCGCGGGCCUGAUCGCCGAGAGCAUCCGCGACGCCGGGCACACCGAGCUGGAGCCGGGCACCAUGACAGUGCUGGCGGUCGGCCCAGCGCAAGACGCGCAGAUCGACGCGCUGACGGGGCACCUGCGGCCGCUGCCCGACGCGCUGCGGCGCGAGAACGAGAAGCUGAGG
Messenger RNA from Prorocentrum cordatum, 1047 nucleotides. The record is from the annotation of a GenBank genome assembly. Lineage: Eukaryota; Dinophyceae; Prorocentrales; Prorocentraceae.